Messenger RNA from Drosophila biarmipes, 1477 nucleotides. Its product is annotated as beta-1,3-galactosyltransferase 5. Gene Ontology annotation, molecular function: hexosyltransferase activity. Bases 110 to 1399 code for a protein of 429 amino acids. Lineage: Eukaryota; Metazoa; Arthropoda; Insecta; Diptera; Drosophilidae. The record is from RefSeq and is a predicted model, not a curated record. Gene Ontology annotation, cellular component: membrane. The transcript has 3 exons.
GUUACAUUGGAAUGAAUAUCUUAAAUAUGACUCCCUGGGGAUCUUGUCAAAGCUGCCUUGUAGAGCGGAAAAGUUCCCGGGAAACAAGACCAUAGCAAGACGUAUAGCCAUGGUGGGCCGACUGCUGCGCUGCAUCCUAAUCCUAAUCCUCGUCAGCUUUACCGUCUUCUCGUACAUUUCGAACACAAGAACAAUGGCAAAAGUUGACUAUUUUAAACCGCCAGAACCCGAUUCGGGAGACCUACUCUUGAGCGGUAUAGUAUCCAAGGAUCCUGGAGAUCGGCAAAACAUUGACAGGAUACAGCGGCUCCGGCCCUUAAAAAAAAGUAUUUUAGACGGAAACGGCAACAGUAGUGGCAGCCGCGGCAAAAUUAUUACUUUUAAUUAUCCAAAAAUUAAUGCCAAAGACGCCAUAGCCUUGGUCAGGAGCAGAAGAAUAGAACAGGACCAGCUGCUGAAUAGGGACAAAAAGCAAAAGGUAUUUUCGAAAGUGAUACUAGACUCGAAGCAUAUUUUAGGGAGGAAAUCAAUGGAGUUGCUUUCGGUAGAGACCGAAGUUCCCGUCCGAACACUAGUACGAACUAUAUACGAGCCCGGUCACUUGGACAAUGAUAUUGACGUGGGAAGGAUAUGUCCCCGAGAAGGCUUGUACACAAAGUUGCUGGUACUGAUUACCUCAGCUGUCCACCAUGAGGCGGCUAGGAUGGCCAUUCGGCAGACGUGGAUGCACUACGGGAGCAGGAGGGAUGUAGGGAUGGCCUUCGUCCUGGGACGGAGCACCAACCAUACUCUGGAGGAGGCCCUUGGCCGAGAGGAUUUCAUGUACCGAGAUCUGGUAAGGGGACACUUCAUAGACUCGUACAACAACCUGACUCUGAAAACUAUCUCGAUGCUGGAGUGGACGGAUCUUCACUGUUCAAAGGCCAAGUUCGUCCUUAAGACGGACGACGACAUGUUCAUUAAUGUGCCCAAACUGAUAACUCUCAUGACAACUCUCAAUGCCAAUCGAUCGAUAUACGGGCGUCGGGCUGAGAAUUGGAAACCAAUCCGUAAUAAGUGGUCCAAAUAUCACAUAUCCUUCGCUCAGUAUGGAAAGGCCACCUUUCCCUUCUUCACCACUGGGCCCGCCUACCUGCUCACCGGAGACAUAAUUCACGCCCUCUACCUCCAAUCGCUGGACACAGCCUUCCUAAAACUGGAGGACGUUUUUACAACUGGAAUCGUUGCCGGAAUUCUGGGUAUCCGUCGGAUAAACGUGCGAGAGAUCGCCAACACCCGCACAAAGUUCGAGGCGUGUCACAUCCGCGACAGAGUUUCCAUCCACAUGGUGCGGAAUAACGAACAGUUCGAGCUGUGGAAGAUGUUGUUGGACGAUACCAUUAAGUGUGUUAAAAUGUAAAUGCAAGUCUUUAUUUUAAUUAGUAUAGUUUAGUAAGGUUGAAGUAAAAAUCGGUAUAUUUGUAAAAACAAAUGAUUA